Molecule: messenger RNA, 2173 nt
Organism: Solanum pennellii
Lineage: Eukaryota; Viridiplantae; Streptophyta; Magnoliopsida; Solanales; Solanaceae
Exons: 8
Coding region: 813-1742 (309 amino acids)
Source: RefSeq, a predicted model, not a curated record
AGACUAGAUAAAGAAAAAAACUUCAACAAGAUUUCUCCUUUUUUUCUGUCAUUUCUCUCACUCUGUACAUCCACUAAUACAUACAUGAAGUACUAUUUCUUGAUUCUAUGAUGUUGGGUUUUUAUUCUUUCACCAAAUAUCUGAGUUUGAUUUCAUGGGUAAUUUUGUGAAGCAAUGUAAUUUAAGCUAAUUCCCAAGUGGGGUUUUAGUAUUGAAGGGGAUUUUCACCUAGGUGAAGGAAUCUUGGUGAAAUGUAUUGUCUUGGUACUGUAUAAUUUUGUGUUUUGUUGCAAACCCCUUUUACUAUACUGGGUAAAAAUCAAUGAAUCCCAGAUAAAGUUUGAGUCUUUUUGAUGUUUUGGUUGUUUUUUUUGUUUUUGUUUUUCUAAUUGUUGUGUAGCUCUGGGUGGAUUCAGGAGUUAAGUGAAUUGUUUUGGUAUUGUGUAAUUUUGUGUAUUGCAACCCUUUUUACUCUCCUGGAACAGUGAUGGACCCCAGAUAGAUUUUGGGUAUUUUCUUGUUUGGGUUUCUGAAGCUCUGAUUGUAGUGCUGUUUAGCUUUUUUUUCUUUUUUCUCUUCUGUUGUUGUGUAGCUCUUGGUGGAUUGAGGAGUUUAGUUGAAUUGUCUUGGUGCUGUAUAGUUUUGUGUAUUGCAACCCCUUUUAAUCUCCUGGAAUAGUGAUGAACCCCAAAUGAAUUUUGGGUUUUUGAAGCUGCUGGUUUUUCCUUUUGUUAAGUAGCUCUGGGUGGAUUCAGGAGUUAAGUGAGUUUUCUUGGAAGUACUUGAAUAAAGUUAAAUGCUUUAGUGAAGUAAUGGCUGCAGAUUCUAAUACAGGGUUUCAUCAGCAAGCUUUAUCAUUUCAAUCAGGGGCAAUUGGGAGCUCGUCAUCUCAGAUAAUGUUGAUGAGUGAUUACUACAGUCAUCUUGGAGUGAAUUUCGAUGUAAAUAAUAGUGGAGUAGGAGGAGGGAUGUUGUAUUCAGGGAAUCCAACAAUGAUGACAACCAAUAGCUCUAGUAGCAGUAGUCCAAGAACUAGUCAGUAUGGAAGUUGUUCAGAUUCUUUUCUUAUAGAUACAGUGCCAGGGCUCAAGCAUGAUACGGGCCUCGCUGUUGAAUGGACGGUCGAGGAGCUGUACAAACUGGAGGAAGGACUUAUCAAGUAUGCCAAUGAACCACGGAUAAUGAAAUACAUUAAGAUUGCAGCAUCACUCCGCGAUAAAAAUGUACGUGAUGUUGCACUGAGAUGUAGGUGGAUCACGAGAAAGCGAAGGAAACCUGAAGACUAUAGUUUGGGGAAGAAAGUGAAAGAUAGGAAGGUUUGCCAUCAUGAUAAAUUAGCAGAAAUGUCCUCAAUGAGUAGUGUGUCUGCUUCACUGAUGAGCUUGGCUCCAUAUUCUCUCUCCAUGAAUCAUCAUGGCCAUGGUGAUGUUUUGCCAUCAGGAGCAGCAUUACUUGGAACGAGGCGUCUAUUGGAAGAAAAUAAUCAGGCCCUUAACAGAAUUUCAGCUAACCUCUCAACGUUCAAGUUGCAGGACAAUGUUGAUCUCUUUUUCCAGACGAAGAACAAUUUAACUGCGAUUUUAAAUAAUAUGAAAAAUAUGCCAGGGAUUAUGAGCCAAAUGCCACCACUUCCAGUCUUCUUAAAUGAGGAGCUCGCUAGUAGUCUCUCGCCUAGUUCAGCUCAGCCGAUGAUGUUUGGCUGCAGAAGCGGAAUCCAGUUGAAACAGGAGCCAGCUUGUUGAUAAGAGAAUGCUCAGUGCUCAGUUUGGAUUUUUGGCUAGUGUAAGUGCACAGUUUUUAGUGUAAAUGCAUAAAACAACUGGCGGUACUUGCAUGACCAAGUCGAUGAGACAAAUGUUUUUGAACCAUUUUCGGAUGCUGAAUAUCUGAGCAAGAAUUUACCAGGAAAUAACAGCCUUUUUCAGUCAUCUUAUAUCAAUCUGUAUCAGAUAAUGCACUUAGAAGUUUAAGGUCAUGUUUUCACCUUUCUGUGUGCAAAAUUCGAGAAACACAUAUAUCCUUUAGUUUUGUAAUAUGUUAGCUCUUCUUUUUUGCCGCUUCUUGCAUUAUUUUCUCCUUAUUUGCUGUAAAAAAACAACGAAUCGUUGAGUAUUGGAUUGAAAUGAACUCAAAUAGAGCGGAAUGGAUGUAAAUGAUUUAUAUAGUCAACGUA